Lepus europaeus (European hare) is the source of this 426-nucleotide messenger RNA. Its product is annotated as SNRPN upstream reading frame protein-like. The record is from RefSeq and is a predicted model, not a curated record. Lineage: Eukaryota; Metazoa; Chordata; Mammalia; Lagomorpha; Leporidae. Bases 1 to 345 code for a protein of 114 amino acids. Gene Ontology annotation, cellular component: nuclear speck. The transcript is spliced from 2 exons.
AUGACUCCCCCAAUGGAACAUAACACUUCAACAUUAGAAGGUAAAGAUGAAGAGAUUGAUGAAAUGCCUGAAAAGAGUUUCGGCAGCGUGGUGCGGGCUGGGGUAUGCCGAGGUGAUUUCGACAGGAGAGGGUACAUCAACAGGGAUCGCUUACACCUGAGAGGGACUACAGAGCAGCACGUGCCAGAAGUGGAAGUCCAAGUUAAACGUAGGAGGACUGCUUCAUUGAGCAAUCAAGAGUGUCAGUUGUACCCAAGACGUUCUCAACAGCAGCAAGUACCUGUGGUGGAUUUCCAGGCGGAACUAAGACAGGCAUUCUUAGCCGAGACACCAAGAGGUGGUUAAAGCAGUAUUGGAAUAUCAAGGCUCCAUCUACUUUUUGUGAAGCUUCUGCCCAGCUUGCAUUGUUUCUAGGAGUACCUGCCA